This is a messenger RNA of Salvia splendens (bonfire salvia), 1275 nucleotides long. RefSeq lists its product as uncharacterized. Lineage: Eukaryota; Viridiplantae; Streptophyta; Magnoliopsida; Lamiales; Lamiaceae. The record is from RefSeq and is a predicted model, not a curated record. Bases 1 to 1275 code for a protein of 424 amino acids. The transcript has 3 exons. Gene Ontology annotation, molecular function: zinc ion binding; nucleic acid binding.
AUGGGGAUUGAUCCCAACAAUGGCUGGUGGCCAAUUUCUUGGUCUGUGACUGAAGCCGAGAGUUAUAUCCAGUGGAAGUGGUUCGUGGAGUACUUGUCUGAUGACCUAAACUUGCAUGCAAAUGGGCCACGAUAUGUGUUUAUGUCUGACCAACAAAAGGGGCUUGCAAAAUUGAUUGCUGAGGAAUUCCCACAAAGCGAGCAUCGCUUUUGUGUGCAGCACAUAUACAACAAUUUCAAGAAGAGAUUUGUUGGAGAAAAUUUCAAAGAACGUUUUUGGGAGAUUACAUCGAGUACCACCCUCGAACAUUAUGUGGACAAGAUAGAUGCUUUGCAGACCGAGUAUCCCCAAGCACAUCAGUGGCUUUCUGGAGUUGCUCCCAAAGAAAACUGGGUUAAGGCAUUUUUCUCUCCACACACUUGUUGUGAUGUGCUCCUGAACAACAUUUGUGAGACAUUCAAUUCGAAGAUUACAUUGGCUCGAGAGAAAGCAAUUAUCAGCAUGUUGGAGGAGAUUCGAACAAGUCAAAUGGAAAGAAUUCAGAUCAGAGGCCAGUGGAUCAAAAGUUACUAUCACGCAGUCCCUCAUGUUAUCAAGGAGAUUGUUGACAAGUGGUACGCGAGGGCGUCAUCGUGGAGGGCUACAUGGAACGGACAGUCUUCGUACCAAGUAACUGGGCAGUCUGGCCAAUAUGUAGUCAACAUGUGUGAUUUCACAUGCUCCUGCAGAUUGUGGCAGCUAACCGGAAUCCCAUGCACGCAUGCUAUCGCAACAAUCAACAAGAAUGGCGACGACGUGACGCGAUUCGUCUCCCGAUAUUAUUUGAAGUCCACAAUGAUCAUGCUCUACGAGAAUGUCCUUUACCCCAUCAAUGGGGUGGACAAUUGGCCCAAGUCUACUUGUGCUGGUGCGUUGGAACUGGCGCCCCCGCGGACAAAGCGACAGCGUGGUAGGCCGAAGAAACGGAGACGUGAGGAGCCCCAGAUUCGUCUUCAUGUGGACGGAGGUGAGUCAUUGCGUCGCACCUUCGUGAUGAAAUGUCGUCGAUGCGGUCAAGAAGGUCAUAAUAGGAGGACAUGCAGCAAUGAUCCUCGGACAAAUGCCCGUUCUCGGGUUGGGGAGACUUCGCAGCCCAACGGGUCGCGUGAACGUGGUGAGAGUACUUUGCCAGAAUCGUCAAAUAAUUGCCGAGAGCCUAAUGUUUCGAAUCUGGGACCAAGCACUCGGACCAGGACUCAGCCUCAGAGAUGCGGCCGCAGCGGUGAUCAAGAUUGA